AUGAGUGACAUAUCCACGUUUUUUAUAAAUUUUAUAAAUCAAGCACCAGACCGUACAAUUUCUUUUGCAAUAUAUCAAGAUUCACCAACUCUACCUGCAGGAUUUCAGGUCGUAGCAUGGCUUCAAGCAGAUGUCCCCCCGGAUGGUGAAUCAAUCGUUAUGUUUAAUCGUGGGGAAUAUAAUGUCGCUGUUGUUGAUUAUUACGACGAGACUGGUGUUGGAAUAUACAAGUCAAGUCAAAUAUUUGUUGCAAAAAUCGGGCAGAUAUGGGAAUUAACUGAGAAAUCAUCACGUGAAGCCAAUUUAGCGAUUGGGGAAUCACAUAAAAUAGCGAUUGUGCAUAACAAAGUCAAGAAAGGUGAUAGAACAACUUUUCAAUUACCUAAUCAAUAUCAUGUCGGGAUUUUUUAUGACUUAGUUCUUGGUCAAGGAAUCAGUAGUGAUAUAUAUCAUUUGUCGAAGCUUUUGGACUUGAGUGCUGACACUAAUCACUACAUCGUCACGGCUAAAUUUGAUAGUAUAACUAGCAAACUUUCGCUCGAGAUAGAGCCCGGUAAACCCAUGAUAAAUAAUGCUGAAAAUAAUCGAAAUGAGAAGGAUUCAAAAUUGUAA
This is a messenger RNA of Ambispora gerdemannii, 612 nucleotides long. The record is from the annotation of a GenBank genome assembly. Lineage: Eukaryota; Fungi; Glomeromycota; Glomeromycetes; Archaeosporales; Ambisporaceae.